GCCUGGGUGGUGCCUGGACGCUUCCGGUUCAGGAUCUUAAUUUUAGCACCGACGUCUAGGGUCUGGCGUUUGGGGAACUGUUGGCGUUGGGUGGGCGCCUUCUUGGGGCCCACAUGAGCCACUGGCAUCAUGCCCGCAGCGACUGGGGUCGGGGACGCGCGUUUUCUGGACAUUCCUCAUCCAAAAAGAAGGGCAAAAACCACAUCCCCGAAAGGUGGAAAGACUACCUUCCAGUUGGACAGCGGAUGCCUGGGACUCGUUUCAUUGCUUUCAAAGUUCCUUUGAAAAAGAGUUUUGAAGGGAAACUUGCUCCAGAAGAAUGUUUUUCCCCUUUGGAUCUUUUAAACAAAAUCCAGGAACAAAAUGAAGAACUUGGACUGAUUAUUGAUUUAACAUAUACUCAACGUUAUUAUAACCCAGAGGAUUUACCAGAAACUAUUCCUUACUUAAAAAUUUUUACAGUUGGGCAUCAGGUACCUGAUGAUGACACUAUUUUUAAGUUCAAAUGUGCUGUUAAUGGGUUUUUGAAAGAAAAUAAAGAUAAUGACAAACUUAUUGGGGUCCACUGUACCCAUGGUUUAAACAGAACGGGCUAUCUCAUCUGCAGAUAUUUGAUUGAUGUAGAAGGCAUGAGGCCAGAUGAUGCAAUUGAAUUAUUCAAUAGGUGCCGGGGACAUUGCAUAGAAAGAAUGAACUAUAUUGAAGACCUUCAGAAUGGUCCUAUCAGAAAGAAUUGGGGUUCCAGCGUAUCCAGGUCAAGUGGUUUUGAAGAAUCAGCACAUCUCAUGGAACCAGUCCACACCACUAAUAAGUUUGUUCGCCAAAGACCUAGGUAUAAUCUACAUCGGACCCAGGAUUACCCAACACCAUCUCGGCAUUUCCAUUCGCACACCCAGUCAGUCAGGAAAUUUUCCCAGAAUCAGAAUGUUUACCAGAGAGGCCUUAUUCCCCCUCCUGGUCCCCCUGGACAGGACUAUUCACAAAGGAGAUACUCUUGGAAUGUAAAGCCAGACACCACUCAAGCAGCCCAGUAUAAAAGGUUACCUCCUAACAUACCUUACAACAGACAAUGCUAUCGAUCCUUUCCUAUUGGGGAUGGCCCGAGUGACAUGAACCUCUUCUAGAAAUCUAUCUGGAGACCAGAGCUGGACUGAAGACAGCUGGAGUGACUUAAUUGGAUCAGGUCAAAUAAGGUUUAUUAUCUAUUUUAUUGUUCCUUUACGUGUUAAAGGUUAAGGAAAAAUUAUAUUGAUAUUUACCUCUUUGCUGAUAAAUUUACAGAAAGUGUGCCAGUAAAGGAAAAAUCUCCAUCAUUCCAGUCUAAAAUUUUUUUAAGGAAAUAUUUUGAAACUGAUGAAGUAAUAAAGAAUCCCCUUGCAAAUUAUUUUUUAAAAUUCAAUCUUACUUUCCUUUGUCCUAACUAGACGUGUAUAUGAGUGUGUGUGUACAAAAUUAAUAGUGUCUUUGUCAUCUAUUACUGGCCCAGUUGUUAAUGAAGUUUUUUUUUUUUUUUUUUAACUGUUUAAAAUUUUGCUUAAAAUUACCUAGGACACAAUCUUAUUAGAACCUAGUCAUUAUCUGUAAUUAGUUGUGACAUUUUUGCCCUCAGAUACCUCUUUCUUUGGCAGUCUGUCAUGGGAUUUACCAACUUCCUUUCACUGAAUUGUCAGAUAUGCCAUCUAACACAGGAAUGGAUAAAGUGUCAGAGAUUAAUUGUCCAUUAUGCAAGAGAAACUUACAAACCACAAUGCUGGUUUAUUAAAUUAUAGUGGUUAAUUUACUUGACAAGGUCAUUGUCUUCAAAACUAUUUAGAACACAUGAAAACUUCUAUAGAUUAUAAAGGUUGCUUAAUGAACAGAAUAGGAUAUGACUAUUUAAAGCCUGGAAAUCUGGAAAGACUUGCAUGGCUCUUGUGUUAUUGCUCCUCUGUUGAACAUGACCUGCUGGGAUCUUUCUCCAGUUGCCUCUCAUAAUGGAAUGGCACCUUCACCUUGAUUUUUUCUAAGUUCUCUCUGCUGGUACACCUCUACAACACUUGGAAGGGUAUGGAGACCUAGUGGUACAGUGGUUAAGAGCUUGGCUACUAACCAAAAGAUUGGCAGUUCGAAUCCACCAGCCGCUCCUUGGAAACCCUAUGGGGCAGUUCUGCUGUGUCGUAUGGGGUCGUUAUGAGUUGGGAUCAACUCAGUGGCCAUGGGUUUGGUUUAGUUUUGGGAGAAAUGGUAUUAAUUAUUUUUAGCUGCAGAGGAAGCCAGAAAACUUUGAUUGCUCAAGGAAGUAUUGCACCACCAUGACACAUAGUAAACCUCAGUAAAUUAUUGUUUAACACAAAAUUUACCCUUUUUAAAUGUAGAUUUCUCUGAAUUUUGACAAAUGCUUACGGUUUUGUAACCACCACCCCACGGCCAAGAUAUAUAGGACAGUUCUACCACACCCAGAAUUUCUCUCUUGCUCCUUUGUAGUCAGCCCUUCUCUCCCCGGACCCUGGUACCCACUGAUCUCUUUUUUUGUCCCUAUAAUUUAACCUUUUCUAGAAUGUUAUGUAAGUGGAAUCAUACAGUAUGUAGCCUUUUGAAUCUGGCUUCUUUCAUUUAACAUAAUGCUGUUGAGGUUCAUCCAUUCCAUUGAGUGGAUCAUUAGUUCAUUCUUUUUUAUAGGGUCACUGUGAAUUGGAAUUGACUUGACAGCAAUGGGUUAGUAUUCCGUUCUGUGGAUAUUGUGGAAGGGGACAGGCUGCCACCUUGCCCUGUGACCCACAAAUGAGCCUUGGGCUUGGGACCAGAUGUGUCAGCCUGGCUUCUUCUUUUUUUUUUUUUUUAAUAGC
Messenger RNA from Trichechus manatus latirostris (Florida manatee), 2825 nucleotides. It is a transcript of the gene DUSP11, whose product is annotated as dual specificity phosphatase 11. Gene Ontology annotation, biological process: protein dephosphorylation. Gene Ontology annotation, molecular function: protein tyrosine/serine/threonine phosphatase activity; polynucleotide 5'-phosphatase activity. The coding region runs from base 114 to 1124 and encodes 336 amino acids. NCBI's taxonomy places the organism in Eukaryota, Metazoa, Chordata, Mammalia, Sirenia, Trichechidae. The transcript has 9 exons. The record is from RefSeq and is a predicted model, not a curated record.